GCGAGACACAAUGACAGCUUCAGCUCAAUCAUUUCCCUCAGAGCUGUCCCUGAUCCUAGGCGCCUCUUUUCGCCCGUCUUGAUUGAAGCAUUCACGAAAGGUCUAUUGCUUGUAAGGCUGCAUUUUUUGUUCUUCUUUUUGCGUAUAAAGUAAGUUGCGCUGAUGUCAUAAAGAGUCGCAUUCUUUCCGCUCCGGCUUUGGUGGGGUCAAGAGUCACACUCGUCAUCCUCAUUUUUUUCAUCUUCUUCUUUGCAUCUAGAGUCGCAUCACCAUGUCCUCUCAAGCUGCCCCAAAGACCUGCAAGGUCAUCACGGCCGAAACAAUCGCAAAAAAGCUGCUGCUCGAGGUCAAGGAAACCCUGGCCAAGAUCCAGGAGACUGGUAGCAGUGCCCCGACCCUGGUAGCAUUCCUUGCAAACGAGGACCCUGCCGCUAUCAAAUAUGCUGAGUGGUCCAAGAAGACUUGCGAGGAAAAUGGGUUCAACUUUGAGCUGCGCAUCGUCGACAAGGAUCUCCUCGAAGAGGACAUUAUGAAGGCCAACGAGGAUGAUGCCGUCGACGGAAUCAUUGUCUACUAUCCAAUCUUCCCCAAGAACCCCACUCACGACAAGUACGUCCAGGAGACGGUUGACCUUUCCAAGGAUGUCGAGGGAUUGCGCCACAGCUACCUGCACAACAUGUACCACAACAUUCGCUUCCUGGACGCUCCCGAGAACAAGAAGAAGUCUAUUCUGCCCUGCACACCGCUGGCCGUGGUCAAGAUUCUCGAGCACCUCCAGAUCUACAACCCCAUCCUCGCUUACGGCAACCGCCUGUUUGGCAAGACUAUUACCGUCAUCAACCGAUCCGAGGUGAAUGGCCGCCCCCUUGCGGCUCUGCUGGCCAAUGAUGGUGCUACGGUCUAUUCCGUAGACAUUACUGGCGUCCAGCUCUUCACUCGAGGCCAAGGCAUCAAGAAGCCUCGCCACCAGGUAGAGGAGAAGGAGGGCUGGGGUCUGGAGCAGUGCCUACCAUUGAGCGACGUCAUCAUUGGAGGAGUGCCCGCCGAGUCAUACAAGGUGCCGACAGAACUCAUCAGAGACGGUGCAGUGUGCAUCAACUUUUCCUCUUUCAAGAACUUUGAUGGAGACGCCGUCAAGGAGAAGGCAUCCAUCUAUGUGCCAUCCGUCGGAAAGGUCACAAUUGCCAUUCUGCUAAGAAAUCUUGUGCGUCUGGUUGCGAACCGUCCCUCCAAGGAGACGUUGGAUAAGAGCACCAUCCAGGCCCGAACCGAAGCCUUUGCCGACGAUUGAUUUGAUUCGGCGGAUCCAAGACAAUAGUCCUUAAA
Trichoderma harzianum CBS 226.95 is the source of this 1326-nucleotide messenger RNA. RefSeq lists its product as hypothetical. NCBI's taxonomy places the organism in Eukaryota, Fungi, Ascomycota, Sordariomycetes, Hypocreales, Hypocreaceae. Gene Ontology annotation, cellular component: cytosol. Gene Ontology annotation, molecular function: methylenetetrahydrofolate dehydrogenase (NADP+) activity; methylenetetrahydrofolate dehydrogenase (NAD+) activity. Bases 272 to 1291 code for a protein of 339 amino acids. The record is from RefSeq and is a predicted model, not a curated record. Gene Ontology annotation, biological process: purine nucleobase biosynthetic process. The transcript has 4 exons.